This is a messenger RNA of Neoarius graeffei (lesser salmon catfish), 572 nucleotides long. Its product is annotated as lysine-specific demethylase 5B-B-like. The transcript is spliced from 5 exons. Lineage: Eukaryota; Metazoa; Chordata; Actinopteri; Siluriformes; Ariidae. The record is from RefSeq and is a predicted model, not a curated record. The coding region runs from base 108 to 521 and encodes 137 amino acids.
ACAUACAUGCAAAUUCUGCCAGAGUUUUUGUGUGCGACCCAUCACCAGCAUCCAAUGAACACAAGGACUCAUGUGUUGCUGCCCAGAGAAUACGCGAAUACUUAAAAAUGAGGAGAGCCUGCCACGGCAAUACCGACUGGGUGGACAUCCCUUGGAAAGGUGCUGUCAUGGCUCACCCAGUUCAGCAGGAUGGGUGCAGUUGUGGUGUCAUUGUUAUAAAAAUGGCCAUAGCAGUGAUGGAAGCUUUCCCAGACGUUCCGACAAUACAAUUCGACACAACAAAGAGAGCCAUGGCAGAAGCGAGAAGAUUUAUGGCUCUCCAAGUCCUCAAAGCGUCAGUCUUUGAAAAUGAAUGCGGCAUGUGUGGAACGGACAAGGCCCCUGGGAACGCGGCUUCUUACACAGACUGGAUCCAGUGCGACGCAUGUGACCGUUGGUUUCAUGCUCUUUGUCUCAACAUGGUGAAGGCAACAUUGGACAGCUUAAAAAAACAAAAAUGGCUUUGUGUUUUGUGUGAAUAAAUGUGUGUUGUGCUUUAGUGGUACCAUGUGGUUUAAACAUGUUGCAACGUU